AUGAAGCUUCUUUUCUUGUUUCUUGCCAUCCUUCUGGCCAGGGAACCAGUGGUGUCAGCACAAUGUUGGAAGGAUGGACACUGCCGGCUGGUGUGCAGGGAUAAUGAAGACAGUGUCAUACGCUGUGCAAAUCGUAAGCGGUGCUGCGUCCCCAGUGGUUACCUAACAAUCCAGCCGGUAACAAUCCAUGGAGUCCUCAAUUGGACCACUCCGCAGAUGCCCACCACAGCCCAGAAGAAGAAGAAGAAGAGACAAAGAACCCAUGGAUAG
Messenger RNA from Dipodomys spectabilis (banner-tailed kangaroo rat), 270 nucleotides. Its product is annotated as beta-defensin 119-like. The coding region runs from base 1 to 270 and encodes 89 amino acids. Gene Ontology annotation, cellular component: extracellular region. The record is from RefSeq and is a predicted model, not a curated record. The transcript has 2 exons. Gene Ontology annotation, biological process: innate immune response. Lineage: Eukaryota; Metazoa; Chordata; Mammalia; Rodentia; Heteromyidae.